UCACGAUCCAGGAAAUCAGGCGACCCAAAAGAUGACCGAACUAUUGCUGCGCAAGCUCCCAUUCCAAAGGCUAGCCCGCGAAUUUGCACAGGACUACAAGACUGACCUGCAGCUGCAAGGAGCGACAGAAGCCUACCUGAUUGGCAUCGUUGAAGACUCUAACCUUUGCGCCAUCCAUGCCAAGCGAGUGACAAUUCUGCCAAAGCACCUCCAGCUCGCCCGGCGCCUCCGCGGCGAACGUACGUACUUAGCAUCAUCGUGAUCCAUGCACCGCAUCC
This is a messenger RNA of Aphanomyces invadans, 278 nucleotides long. RefSeq lists its product as hypothetical. Gene Ontology annotation, cellular component: nucleosome. NCBI's taxonomy places the organism in Eukaryota, Oomycota, Saprolegniomycetes, Saprolegniales, Verrucalvaceae. The transcript has a single exon. Gene Ontology annotation, molecular function: protein heterodimerization activity; structural constituent of chromatin; DNA binding. The record is from RefSeq and is a predicted model, not a curated record. The coding region runs from base 32 to 262 and encodes 76 amino acids.